UUCGUUGAUAGGUGUCUCUCUUGUUUAUCAAGCUUUGCAUUGGCAUUUCUUUCAUUUCAUUUAUUUAUACAGACACUUCACACCCCAAACGUGGGAACCAUUAUCUUUCUCCUUCUAGCUUCUCUCUCUCUCUCUCUAACUUCUUUGCCUUCCAACUCACAAAACAUUCUCUCUCUCUAAAUGUUUCAAGCAUUUUAGAGAGAAAAAGGAAAUUUUUUCAAGGCAUUUUCCAUGAGAACUUUGUCUUUUGAGAGGUGCACCACCAGCACAAACGAGCAAGACUUGCCGGAAAAUUUUGAAACAUCAUCACCGGUGACCGGAAAACAUGCUUAUGGCGCAAUGUUGCCGGUUUUUCUCAACGACCUUCGUAGCAACCACCAUAAAGAGCUCGUUGAAAUAACAUUAGAACUCGAAAACGACGCUGUCCUUCUCCGUAAUAUCGCAUCGGCAUCUUCAGCUCCAAACGCAUCACCAUCUUCAAGUCAUGCUGGAGAUGAAGACACCUUAGCCGGAGUUGGCUUUGGUGUCCCGAGGAGUCUUUCAAUCACGUCGAGGAUAAGGAAGAAAUUUCCAUGGCUGAGGUCGAUGUCUAUAAGGACAUCGACCUCGUCAUCAGAGAGUGUCAUUGCACCCGUGGAUGAUCCGAUGAUGGCGCGAAAUGCACGAAGAAUGAGAGCGGAACUUGAACGGACGAGAUCAAGUGCUCAAAGAGGUUUGAAAGGAUUGAGAUUUAUUAGUAAGUCUGGUGAAGCAAGUGAGGAGUUAUGGAGAAAAGUUGAAGAGAGGUUUGGUUUUCUUGCUAAGGAUGGUUUACUCGAUAGAGAAGAGUUCGGUGAAUGCAUUGGGAUGGAGGAUUCGAAAGAAUUUGCGGUAGGUAUAUUUGAUGCAUUAGCUCGAAGGAAGGAAAGAAAAAGUGUGAGCAAGAUAACAAAAGAAGAGUUGCAUCACUUUUGGUUGCAAAUUUCAAACCAAAACUUUGAUGCUCGACUUCAAAUUUUCUUUGACAUGGCAGACAGUAAUGAAGAUGGAAGAAUAACUAGGGAGGAAGUACAAGAGCUUAUAAUGCUAAGUGCUUCUGCAAACAAUCUAUCAAAGCUAAAAGAACAAGCAGAAGGAUAUGCUGCAUUAAUAAUGGAAGAAUUGGAUCCGGAAAACCUGGGUUAUAUUGAGCUAUGGCAGCUAGAAAUGUUGUUAUUAGAAAAAGAUAGAUACAUGACAUACAGUAGACAACACAGCAGUGCAAGUGUAAACUGGAGUCAAAAUAUGACAAAUUUGAGACCAAAAAGUAAGAUCCACAAAAUACGCAAGACACUUCAAUGUCUUGCUUUAGAAUAUUGGAGGAGGGGUUGGAUUUUGUUACUGUGGUUGGUUACCAUUGCUUGUCUUUUUACCUGGAAAUUUUACCAGUACAAAAACAGAACAAGUUUUCAAGUUAUGAGUUAUUGCUUACCAGUAGCCAAAGGUGCUGCAGAGACACUCAAGUUCAACAUGGCUCUUAUUCUUUUGCCGGUUUGUCGAAAUACAUUGACAUGGCUUCGUUCUACAAAAGUUCGGAAAUUUGUUCCCUUUGAUGACAAUAUUAACUUUCACAAGAUGAUUGCAUUUUCCAUAGUAGUGGGAAUACUUGUUCAUGCAGGAAAUCACAUCUCAUGCGAUUUCCCUCUACUCGUAAACUCGUCUCCAGAAAAGUUCUCACUGAUAGCUUCUGAUUUCAACAACAAAAAGCCCACAUACAAAUCACUUUUCAUUAGCAUUGAAGGUGUAACAGGAAUCACAAUGCUUACUUUGAUGGUUAUAUCGUUUACACUAGCAACUAGCCAAUUUCGAAGAAAUGCAGUAAAUCUUCCUUCGCCUUUCAACAGAUUAACAGGCUUUAAUGCAUUCUGGUACUCACAUCAUCUUCUUGGUAUUGUCUACAUUCUUCUGUUCAUUCAUGGAUCGUUCUUGAAUUUGACGCAUAAAUGGUACCAGAAAACGACAUGGAUGUAUAUCUCUGUUCCAUUGCUGCUGUAUAUUGCAGAGCGUACUCUACGAACACGUAGAUCUCACCAUUAUGCAGUAAAAGUUCUUAAGGUUUCAGUGCUACCAGGAAAUGUAUUUAGCUUACUCAUGUCAAAGCCAAAUGGAUUCAAGUACAAAAGUGGCCAAUACAUAUUUUUACAAUGCCCGAAAAUCUCUCCCUUUGAAUGGCAUCCAUUCUCGAUUACGUCAGCACCAGGAGAUGAUUACCUAAGUGUUCACAUUCGAACGGUGGGUGAUUGGACACAAGAGCUUAAGCUACGUUUCACCGAAGAUGACGAAUUGCCUCCUGUUAACACUAGCGCUACAUUCGGUGAACUAAUAAAACUGGAUCAACUAGGACCGCCAAAGCUACUCGUUGAUGGCCCAUAUGGAGCGCCUGCACAAGAUUACCAGAAUUUCGAUGUACUGCUGCUCAUAGGAUUAGGAAUUGGAGCAACUCCCUUCAUUAGUAUUCUAAAAGAUCUUCUGAGUGACACGAGACCAAUUGACGAACAAAUGGACUCAAACACUGAAACAACAAAAUCAGACGAGAGCUUCAAUAGUUUCACAUCAUCAAACGUAACGCCGGGAAGAAAUAAAAGAUCACAAAGGAUUACAAAUGCUUACUUCUAUUGGGUCACCAGAGAACCUGGAUCUUUUGAAUGGUUUAAAGGAGUAAUGGAUGAAGUUGCAGAAAUGGACCACAAAGGUCUAAUAGAACUGCACAACUAUCUCACAAGUGUAUAUGAAGAAGGUGAUGCAAGAUCAACCCUAAUCACAAUGAUCCAAGCAUUAAACCAUGCUAAACAUGGUGUUGACAUUCUAUCAGGCACUAGAGUGAGAACACAUUUUGCUAGGCCUAAUUGGAGAGAAGUUUUCACAAAAUUAGCUUCUAAACACCCUAAUUCUACAGUAGGAGUGUUCUAUUGCGGGAUGCCGGUGCUGGCGAAGGAGCUAAAAAAGCUAUCACUUGAGCUUAGCCAUAAGACGACGACACGCUUUGAUUUUCAUAAGGAGUAUUUUUGAAAUUGAAGAUGAAAGUUAAACUGCUUUUGUUUAUUCUUUUGUAACUAUCAAUUAAAUAAUUGAGGGUGAGUUACAAAUACAAAUAACAUGUAAUUUUAGUAUAUAGAAUACAAAUACAGUAUAGCAACAAAUCUAAUAACACAGAAAAGUAUACAAAGAUUUCAGUAUCUA
This is a messenger RNA of Medicago truncatula (barrel medic), 3198 nucleotides long. Its product is annotated as respiratory burst oxidase homolog protein E. Gene Ontology annotation, cellular component: plasma membrane. The record is from RefSeq and is a predicted model, not a curated record. Gene Ontology annotation, molecular function: calcium ion binding; peroxidase activity; NAD(P)H oxidase H2O2-forming activity. The transcript has 14 exons. The coding region runs from base 232 to 3027 and encodes 931 amino acids. NCBI's taxonomy places the organism in Eukaryota, Viridiplantae, Streptophyta, Magnoliopsida, Fabales, Fabaceae.